AUUUUAUAUGCAACAAACCAAAAAUUUAUAUAUAUAUAUAUAUAUAGAAAUAUACUUCUACAACAUUGAAAAUCAAACGAAAUAGAUUCGAUGUUUUAUAAGCGGCAUUGCUUCCAAGCAGCAAAGGAUUCAAUAUUCGCUACAUAUCAGGACAAUAAUAUUUAACCUAGAGAGAUGGUAUCCGGAGUAUCAGAUGUACAGUCUAUGUCUUCGACAAGUGAAGCAAACGAACACGCCCAAGACUCAAAAUGUCCUUGUUAUAGUAGCACCGACUUGACUCGGUCUGAGUCGAGAAUUCGAUUUUCGUUGAAAAAGUUUAGUCACAGCAGUGUUGCUUCUUUUGAUGAAUUCUCAUUAAACGCAACAACUCCAAGAUCUCGCAGAGUGAAGACACGAAAAGGUGGAGUUUUGCCUAGUGAAUUAAAAUUAUUUUUGACCGGUUCACGCAAAUCGAGUGACGCGUCGGAUUCCUCGGCCAAUAAUGCAUCUCCCGAUAUAAUAGGCAACAAUUAUGGUGGUAACAUCUUUCGUUAUAGGAGUUCUCAGUCAUCCACAGAUACUGCCAUCGGGGACUGUGGAGUAAGUUCACUAUCGGCAUCUCGCACUCCGUCUCGUAAGCUCAGUGCGGACAUGGAUCAACUGAUGACCAUGUACAAGAAAGAGGUUUCAUUAGCAGAGGAAUCAGUUCUUUGUCGGGUUAAUGACUUGGACGUUAAGGUGCAACGUACUAUAGUCAAUCUUGCCGCGUUGUCGUCAAAAGAUUGCUCUCACGACACUUGUAUCAUGGUACAGGUGAAUGUGGCAAAAAAACUUUUGGAUAAAACGUUCAAGGCUGCGAUCAAAUGUAGAUCAGCGGUUUCAAAGUAUUUGCUGAAGCAGAAUGAUAAGAUUUGGCGCAUGGCGCAUUUGGAUGGGGCUGAAGUUGAACUGAGUGACUGUGAGAUGAAAUUUCUAUUUGGCAUAAUCCACGCUGCAUUUCGACGAAGUGUAGCACUAGCCAACGAGGUGUUACAGUCCGUGCAUUCUAGCUUAAUCGAGUGGGAUACCAAACUAUGCAGGAUAUCGAAAUUGCUAUUGAAGCCUAGCAGAGGUAUCCGUGGGCCAUUGCGUCGAGACAACCGCACCAGUCCGAGGAACAGGGCCGUUCUUACCUCACACGACCCUGAACCGGAAAUGCAGGAACCAUAUAUAAUGAAGUACGCCACUGGAAAGCCGUAUGCUUUGAUCGAACUGCAGUCACCUAGUUGUGUGGCUGGACUUGGAGAAAGAUCAUGCUAACCAUAGCCAGAUCAGAAAGAAAAUAGCAGCUUUUCUAACCCCGAGGCUAGUGUAGCGCGGUGUCUGAAAACUCAAAAGUAUCUAUAAAUAACUAUCAUCCUUUGACGUUUCACAGCAGAUUUGGUCGAUGACAUAGAUAGAUAAAAAAAAUAACCAACACAGGUCCAUGUUCCUUCAAAUUUUGGUUUCUUCUAGACAAAAACAAAAACAACGCUAUCUCUACAUUAACUUCGGGUUUCUCUAUUCAUAUUACGUCUCUAUACGAAGUAUUAACUUAGAUUAUAAGCCGGCUUCAGUGCAAGGAGCUAUUAAUCAGCACAACAACGCCCACGUCUUGCUAUAUGUCCCGU
This is a messenger RNA of Sphaeroforma arctica JP610, 1628 nucleotides long. RefSeq lists its product as hypothetical. The transcript has a single exon. The record is from RefSeq and is a predicted model, not a curated record. Bases 175 to 1278 code for a protein of 367 amino acids. NCBI's taxonomy places the organism in Eukaryota, Ichthyosporea, Ichthyophonida.